Messenger RNA from Lingula anatina, 4443 nucleotides. RefSeq names its product SCY1-like protein 2. Gene Ontology annotation, biological process: protein phosphorylation. The record is from RefSeq and is a predicted model, not a curated record. Gene Ontology annotation, molecular function: ATP binding; protein kinase activity. NCBI's taxonomy places the organism in Eukaryota, Metazoa, Brachiopoda, Lingulata, Lingulida, Lingulidae.
CUUGGUACAACUAUUUCCGGUAACAGAUACGAGACAGCAAAAAUGUCUAAGCAUUCUUAGGUGCAGUUUUGAGGAACAAUAGGGAAUUAAUAAUGGAUUUGCUUGACAAGUUGAAGAGCACAGUCAGCAGUGCCCUACAAGUUAACAUCUUAGCCAAAGACUUUGAACUUGGACCUCAUGUAGCCAGUGGUGGACCUGGGUUGUCAUGGAAGAUAUAUGAUGCAGUGAAGAAAACAACCAAACAGGAAGCCUCUGUUUUUAUCUUUGAGAAAAAGUCCCUGGAGCGUUAUUCAAGAAAUGAUAAAGAAAAAAUCAUAGAGGUUUUGAAAAAAGGAUCUGCCCAGUUGACAAAGCUGAGACAUCCCAAGAUUUUAUCUGUCAUACAGCCUUUAGAAGAAUCUAGGGAAACUUUAUGCUUUGCAACCGAGCGGGUUUUUGCAAGUUUGGCUAAUUUAUUAGGCAACUCUGAGAACCUGCCCACACCACCUCCACCUGCCAUCAAGGAUCACAAGUUAUAUGAAGUUGAAAUUAAAUAUGGACUUUUACAGCUGACAGAAGGUUUGGCAUUUCUCCACAAUGACGCCAAGAUCCUACACAGAAACAUAUGCCCAGAUUCCAUUUAUAUCAACAAAGAUGGUGUUUGGAAGAUAGCAGGAUUCGACAUGUGUGUGACUAGCUCAAAUCCUCAAGAUCAGGCAGCAAUGUUCAACUUUGUGGAGUGGAACCCAGAUAUUCCCCCUAUGAUCCAGCCCAGACUGGAGUACCUGGCCCCAGAGUAUGGGAUUACCAUGACAUGUGACAGUACCAGUGACAUGUACUCAGUGGGCAUCCUCAUGUAUACUCUUUUUAACAAAGGCAGGCCUUUGUUUGAGUGUAGCAGUCAGUGGUCUGUGUAUAAAAAGAAUAUCAUUGAGCUUCGAGACCUGAAGAUCACAACGCUAGGCUGUGUUCCAGAAGAGGUGCGAGAACAUGUGAAGAUGUUGCUCAAUGUUGAACCAGCCCUGAGACCCGAUGCUGAUCAGUUAGUGAAGAUUCCAUUCUUUGAAGAUGUAGGCUGCAUGACUCUGCAGUAUUUAGACAACCUUUUUCAAAGAGACAAUCUGCAGAAGUCCCAUUUCUUCAAAGGAUUACCGAAGAUCAUUGCCAAAAUGCCAAAGCGCGUGUCACUCCAGCGUAUCCUUCCUUGUUUAUACAAGGAAGUGGUGAACCCUGAAAUGGUUCCAUUCCUCCUUCCCAGUAUUCUCCUGAUAGCUGAACAAGCCUCUGACCAGGAAUAUGUGAAGCACAUUCUACCACAGUUGAUUCCACUUUUUAAGAUCAAAGAACCUAUGCAGGUCACUUUGUUAUUCCUCCAAAACAUGAAUCUUCUGUUGAGCAAAACCCCAUCUGGUGAUAUUAAGGCUUAUGUUUUACCCAUGUUGUAUGGGGCAUUGGAGAAUAAUUCUCCACAGAUACAGGAACUGUGCCUCAACAUCCUUCCCACAUUUGCCAAUUUGAUUGAAUUUAGUUCUCUGAAGAAUGCAGUAAUGCCAAGAAUUAAGAAAACUACCUUAUCAACAUCUAGUUUAUCUGUACGUGUGAGCUGCCUGCUUUGUUUGGGCAAGCUGAUGGAAUACAUGGACAAGUGGACGGUCCUGGAUGACCUGUUGCCUAUGUUGCCUCAGAUCCCUUCCAAAGAACCUGCAGUAUUAAUGAGCGUUCUUGGCAUUUAUCAGGUUGCUUUGACCCAUAAGAAAUUGGGUAUUACUAAGGAAAUAUUGUCCCAUAAGGUUUUGCCUUUCAUCAUUCCACUUUCCAUGGAAAAUAGCCUCAAUCUUCAUCAGUUCAAUGCAUACAUGGGUGUAAUCAAAGAGAUGCUGUCCAGCAUUGAGAUGGAACAGAGGGCAAAACUGGAGCAGUUGAAUGCAAUGAAAGAAGAACAAAAAACCCUUCAGUUCAGUGAAAUGGAGCAAAAUGGACAAAGUACUGGAAGUGCUGGAGAUUUGAAACAGGAAUCUAUGAUGGAUAAAUUUAUCACUGGGUUCGGUCUGGGGAGCUUUUUCACUGGUAAAAGUGUUGCAAAGACUGAAGAUGUUCCAAGGUCCAAUAGUAGUAGUGCACAAUAUUCAUCUCCUCCAGUCUCCCAGGGUACCUCCAGUGCUGCCGCUGUACCUAAACACCAAGCUAAAGUGUCUUUGACAAUUGAAGAAAAACAGAGACUUGCUCGGGAACAAGAACAGCAACAGAGAUUUAAGUCACAAAAACCCUUGGUGGCUUCAGGAUCUGCUGGUAGUGUCUCUCAGUCUAGUGGCAAGGCACAGAGCAAGGACUUGACAGCAUCUCUACUGUCUUCAAAUUUAAGUGGCUUGCAGCAGGGCAAACCACAGACUUCAGCCUAUAGCAGUGCUCCAGGUCAAAAUUAUGGAUUUGGUCAAACUGCUCAAAAUACAAAUUACAGUGUUAGUAAUCAAGGUGUGAACCCAAAAUUAAGCAGUUUUGGAAUGUCUUCACCUGCUCAAUCAAGCAGUUAUGGGAAUUNCCAAAUAUGGCUAUUUUUAGCUAUAUUUGGGUACAUCCGCUCCUUAAUAUGGUCUAAACAAUUCAAUGCAUACAUGGGUGUGAUCAAAGAGAUGCUGUCCAGCAUUGAAAUGGAACAGAGGGCAAAACUGGAGCAGUUGAAUGCUAUGAAAGAAGAACAAAAAACCCUUCAGUUCAGUGAAAUGGAGCAAAAUGGACAAAGUACUGGAAGUGCUGGAGAUUUGAAACAGGAAUCUAUGAUGGAUAAAUUUAUCACUGGGUUCGGUCUGGGGAGCUUUUUCACUGGUAAAAGUGUUGCAAAGACUGAAGAUGUUCCAAGGUCCAAUAGUAGUAGUGCACAAUAUUCAUCUCCUCCAGUCUCCCAGGGUACCUCCAGUGCUGCCGCUGUACCCAAACACCAAGCUAAAGUGUCUUUGACAAUUGAAGAAAAACAGAGACUUGCUCGGGAACAAGAACAGCAACAGAGAUUUAAGUCACAAAAACCCUUGGUGGCUUCAGGAUCUGCUGGUAGUGUCUCUCAGUCUAGUGGCAAGGCACAGAGCAAGGACUUGACAGCAUCUCUACUGUCUUCAAAUUUAAGUGGCUUGCAGCAGGGCAAACCACAGACUUCAGCCUAUAGCAGUGCUCCAGGUCAAAAUUAUGGAUUUGGUCAAACUGCUCAAAAUACAAAUUACAGUGUUAGUAAUCAAGGUGUGAACCCAAAAUUAAGCAGUUUUGGAAUGUCUUCACCUGCUCAAUCAAGCAGUUAUGGGAAUUUUUCAUCAGUUUCACAGUCAGGAAGUUAUGGAAUGGGCAGUAUGGGGAUGGGCACUGCCCAGCCAAAAACUGCUAAUAUGUCUGCGUUUGAUAAUAUUUUGCCACUGCCAGCCAGUCAGCAAAAGAUACCAAUGAAUCAAAUGCAACAGCAGACAGGUGGGACAAUGAUGGGACAGCAAAACUUGAGUAUGCAGCAGGGAAUGAUGGGAAGAAGUAUGCAGCAGGGAAUGAUGGGACAGCAUAAUAUGCAGCAAGGAAUGUUGGGAAAUCAGAAUUAUAUGAGCUUCCAAGGCAACCAGACUGGAUUUACUCAGACUGGCAUGAUGGGGAAUGUUGGAAUGCAUCAGCCAUCUUCAAUGGGUUUCCAACAGCCUCCAAAACAAACAAGUCAGUUAUCUAAAACUGAUAUUGAUGACUUGUUGGGAUGAAUGAUUUUAAUAAUUGUUGCAUUUUCUUAUAAAUUAUUAUAAGAAAUUGAAAUCAACUGCUUCGCCUUAUGGAAAUUAUGUGCAAUAUCCAAGUUUUAUCGUUACAUUCAAGCAAUAUAUCAGUUUUUUAUCACUGAAGAAAGAAGUGAAAAACUAACCAAAUCUCUCUAACUGCAGUUUUGCUCAGUGACAUUGUUAUAUAUAACCUUUUGGGAUAGUGUGAUUUGGCAUUUUUAUCUGAAUGUAGCCAGCUUGUAGUUUUUAAAGCAUUACUUGUCUGCAACUUGACCAGAUGCUUUUUCUGUGAUAGAAGAAUUGGGGUGAAAAGAUUAUUGAAAUUUGUGCAUAAUCAAAUUAAUUUCUUUUGGUUGUAAUGGGGUUACUCUUUCAGGUUUUUGUAGCUGGAGGUCAGGUUGAUUUAGUUAGAAUGUGAAUUGCUUCUUUUCACCAGUUGAUGAACCCAACGCGUGCAUGUCCCAGUGUCUGUUCUUCUUGUCAGUUGCAAAUCAUGGCGAACAUGAUGUGCUUCAUUCAUAAAUAGUAUUCAGUUAUGGGUAGUUCUGAGACAAUGGUUUAUGUGGGGUAACAGAAUCUAACUGUUUAAAAAAAUUGUAUUAAAUUUUUUUUCAAAGCAUUCUGCCAGUGUUUGGGUUCUAGCUUAGCCUGAUCUACUGCAGGCAAUUUCUGGUUUCAAGUUCCAUCAUUUAAAUGCUUUUCAAAACUCUUCAAAAUGAAGUUUACA